This is a messenger RNA of Nematocida homosporus, 315 nucleotides long. Its product is annotated as large subunit ribosomal protein L44e. Lineage: Eukaryota; Fungi; Microsporidia. The record is from RefSeq and is a predicted model, not a curated record. Gene Ontology annotation, molecular function: structural constituent of ribosome. The transcript has a single exon. The coding region runs from base 1 to 315 and encodes 104 amino acids. Gene Ontology annotation, cellular component: cytosolic large ribosomal subunit; ribosome. Gene Ontology annotation, biological process: translation.
AUGGUUAACUAUCCCAAAACAAGAAGAACUCAUUGCCAAAGCUGUAAUAAGCAUGUAGUGCAUAAAGUAUCUCUAUAUAAGAAGAGUAAAGAAAGACCUUUAGCUCAAGGGGCUAGAAGGUAUAAGCGUAAACAGAAAGGUUUUGGAGGUCAAACUAAGCCUAUUCUACACCGAAAGGCUAAGACUACUAAGAAAGUAGUUCUGAAGAUGGAAUGUUCUACUUGCAAGCGUAAGCAGUGCAAAGUCUUUAAGAGGGCUAAACACGUUGAAAUUGGUGCCCAGAAGAAGGCUAAGGGUGAAGCUCUUAACUACUAA